Molecule: messenger RNA, 1156 nt
Organism: Phyllostomus hastatus (greater spear-nosed bat)
Lineage: Eukaryota; Metazoa; Chordata; Mammalia; Chiroptera; Phyllostomidae
Gene: GIMD1
Product: GIMAP family P-loop NTPase domain containing 1
Exons: 3
Coding region: 108-761 (217 amino acids)
Molecular function (GO): GTP binding
Source: RefSeq, a predicted model, not a curated record
CACAGUGGUACAAUAAUAAUGUUAAAAGGCUAAAGUUCAUACCAAAGAACACCUGCACCAGCUUGAGGGAAGUCUUUGUGGAAAGCAUUUUCAACAUUGGAAACGCCAUGACAGACUCCAACAAGGUGGUCAUCAACUUGGCCCUCUUUGGCUUGACUCAGAGUGGGAAAAGUUCUGCUGGAAACAUUCUUCUGGGAAGCACUGACUUCCAAAGCACCUUUGCUCCAUGUUCUGUGACCAAAAAUUGUCAUCUGGGCCGCAGUUGUCACCUCCGUAGUUUCAUGCGCCGAGGAGGGCAAGAGAUAUCCCUGCAGGUCCAGGUGUUGGACACUCCAGGGUAUCCUCACAGCAAGCUGAGCAAGAAUCACGUGAAACAAGAGGUCAAGGAGGCCCUGAAACAACACUUUGGGCAAGAGGGUCUCCAUCUUGCCCUGCUGGUCCAGCGAGCAGACAUGCCUCUCUGUGAACAGGAGGCAUCUUCCCCGGUCCAGAUGAUCCAGGAACUUCUGGGACAUGCUUGGAAGAAUUAUACUGCCAUCCUUUUCACCCAUGCAGAAAAAAUAGAAGCAGCUGGCUUCAGUGAAGAUGAAUACUUACAAGAAGCCUCUGAUGCACUGCUAACCCUACUAAACUCUAUUCAGCACAGAUACAUUUUCCAGUAUAAAAAAGGAAACUCACUUAAUGAACAAAGAAUAAAUGUCUUAGAAAGAAUCAUGGAAUUUAUAAAAGAAAAUUGUUACCAAGUUCUUACCUUUAAAUAAAAUUUAGAUAAAAAGAAAAAAGCAUUAGGUUUUAAUGUCAGAAAUCUGGUUUCAAAAGUGCCUUUGUGGGAAUGGGCGUGGACCAUGAGAAUCCCAACACCCUGCCAGGGAGGGUGUAUAGUCACAUAACCACUGUGGAAAUGACCCAGAUAUUCAUUAACAGUAGCAUGGAGAAGCAAAGUGUGGAUUUCACACAAUGGAAUGUUACGUGGUAAUGGGAAUGAACAAACUACAACUGCAUGUGACAGUUUCAAUGAAUUGCCCAAACAUAAUGUUGAAAGCAAGAAGCCGAACAUGCUCCAUAAAUGUAACAGACUUCAUUUUCAACAUUUGAGUAUCUUUUCCCUAUCAUCGUCUGUCAUCAACUGGUGUUUUCAUCUUAAAACAUCUAUCCC